Molecule: messenger RNA, 3648 nt
Organism: Ziziphus jujuba (common jujube)
Lineage: Eukaryota; Viridiplantae; Streptophyta; Magnoliopsida; Rosales; Rhamnaceae
Exons: 25
Coding region: 189-3083 (964 amino acids)
Biological process (GO): peptidoglycan biosynthetic process
Cellular component (GO): chloroplast
Molecular function (GO): ATP binding; D-alanine-D-alanine ligase activity; metal ion binding
Source: RefSeq, a predicted model, not a curated record
AACAAUUUUUGAAACCCAAAAAAAUAAUAAAUUUAAAUUAAAGAAAAAAAAAAUCGAAGUCCUCCACCACCUUCUUUGCUUUUACUUCUUCUCCUUCUCCACUGUAUAAUUCAUACCAACACUUAACGAAUUCUAGUUCGCCAUUUCUUCUCCACGGAAGCUCAAGCCCUCGAGCUGUUCACGCUCUCAUGGCGUCCAUCGCAUCAGCAUUCGGUUCCAGCGGACUCGCUUUGCUCCGCGCGGGAAAAUGCUUUCCCGCUCGGAAACUGUUCCUGCACUCCGCGAAUUGCUCGAGCUUCAACCGUCGGGACUCGAGAAGCGACUAUUCUUCGACGAGGACGAUGACGACGGUGCUGUGCCGUACCGGCGUUGGAGUUCCACGCGCUGCCACGGAGGUAGUGGUGGAGAGAGAAGUGAAGAGCGAGGAAGAGAAAGAGGAAGGAGAUAGGGUUCUGAGGGUUGGGAUUAUAUGUGGAGGUCCUUCUCCCGAGCGUGGAAUUUCUCUCAAUUCUGCGAGAUCAGUUCUCGAUCAUGUUCAGGGAGAUAAUUUUCAAGUUAGCUGCUAUUACAUUGAUUCUGAAUUAAAUGCCUAUGCAAUAUCCUCUGCUCAGGUAUAUUCAAACACUCCAGCAGAUUUUGAUUUUAAACUUGAAAGCCUUGCCCAAGGUUUCCAGUCUCUGUCUGAUUUUGCAGGACACUUAGCUGCUUCUGUAGACAUAGUGUUCCCUGUAAUUCACGGUCAAUUCGGUGAAGAUGGUGAUAUUCAGGAGCUGCUGGAAGAACAUAAUAUUCCAUAUGUUGGAACAGGAUCAAGUGAGUGUCGACAAGCAUUUGACAAAUACAAUGCCUCAUUGGAGCUCAAUAAACUAGGAUUUGUAACGUUGCCUAGUUUUCCAGUGCAGAGAAGUGGAGUGAAUGAAUCUGAACUAUCAAAAUGGUUUGCAAGCAAUCAUCUGGAUCCGAAUUCAGGGAAAGUUGUGGUAAAACCUGCACGAGCAGGAUCAAGCAUUGGUGUUAAAGUUGCAUAUGGAUUGGAUGAUUCUCUAAAGAAGGCUAAUGCAAUUAUUUCAGAGGGUAUUGAUGAUAAAGUCCUCUUGGAAGUAUUUAUAGAAGGUGGGAAUGAGUUUACAACCAUUGUCCUAGAUGUGGGUUCUGGUUUAGAUUGCCAUCCUGUUGCACUACUGCCAACUGAGGUGGAGCUUCAAUUCCAUGGCAGUGUUGAUAUAAGAGAGAAGGAUGCAAUUUUCAAUUACCGAAGGAAGUAUCUUCCAACGCAGCAGGUUGCUUAUCAUACUCCACCUCGUUUUCCUAUAGAUGUUAUUGAAACUAUCCGAGAAGGAGCAUCUCUGUUAUUCAAACAGCUUGGCCUUAGUGAUUUUGCACGAAUUGAUGGAUGGUUUUUGCCUAAUUCAGUUAAUGAUUCAUCAUUAUCAGACAGCAAAUUUGGGCGGACCAAAUGGGGUACAGUUAUAUUUACUGACAUUAACAUGAUUAGUGGGAUGGAGCAAACAAGCUUUUUGUUUCAGCAAGCAUCAAAGGUUGGAUUUUCUCAUUCAAACAUUCUUCAUAGCAUAAUACAUCAUGCCUGCUCGCGAUUUCCUAAGCUUGCAUCAUUCAGUAGUGUAUCAGAUGAUCUGUCUACAACAUCAGAGUCCCCAUCACAUAGGGAGGCACUUCCCAAGAGUGAAGCCAUUCGCAAAGUUUUUGUCAUUUUUGGAGGAGAUACAUCAGAGCGGCAAGUAUCUCUUAUGAGUGGAACAAAUGUUUGGCUUAACUUGCAAGCUUUUGAUGAUCUUGAAGUAACUCCAUGUUUGCUAGCCCCUGCAACUGGAUAUUCUUCUAGUAACAAUUCAGAUGAAAAGGAUGUUGGUGUGACAUCCAGAACAGUUUGGUCCUUACCUUAUUCUCUUGUGCUAAGACACACAACGGAGGAAGUUCUUGAUGCAUGCAUUGAAGCAAUUGAACCAGCCCGGGCUGCAUUGACAUCUCAGUUACGGAACAGAGUGAUGAACGAUGUCAUGGAUGGUUUGAAGACACAGAGUUGGUUUGAGGGUUUUGAUAUUACUGAUGCAUUACCUGUAAGAUUUUCUUUAGAGCAGUGGAUCGAGCUGGCCAAAGAAGUUCAGGCUACAGUUUUCAUUGCAGUGCAUGGAGGUAUUGGAGAAGAUGGUACUCUUCAGUCUUUGUUGGAGGCUAAAGGGGUUCCUUAUACAGGUCCAGGAGUAAUGGCUUCAAAGACUUGUAUGGACAAAGUUGCAACUUCUCUUGCUCUUAACCAUCUUGCUAACUUGGGAGUUCUUACCAUAAACAAAGAUGUAAGGAAAAAAGAAGAUCUCCUAAGAAUCCCCACGCUAGAUGUAUGGCAUGACUUGACGUCCAAUCUUCAAUGUGAAACACUAUGUGUUAAACCAGCAAGAGAUGGGUGCUCCACAGGGGUUGCAAGAUUAUGGUGUUCUGAAGACCUUUCAGUGUAUGUAAAAGCAUUAGAGGAUCAUCUUCUAAGAAUUCCUCCUAAUAGUUUAUCAAAGGCACAUGGGAUGAUUGAGAUGCCAAAUCCUCCUCCAGAGCGCUUGAUCUUUGAACCCUUUAUUGAGACUGAUGAAAUAAUUGUUUCAUCUAAAUCUACUAAUUAUUCGGGGCAUCAGCUCAGGUGGAAAGGAGAGAGUCGAUGGGUAGAGGUGACUGUUGGUGUUAUAGGAAAACGUGGAUCAAUGAGGUCAUUGAGUCCUAGUAUUACUGUUAAGGAAAGUGGCGACAUUUUGUCACUUGAGGAAAAAUUUCAAGGUGGCACGGGGAUCAAUCUGACUCCACCUCCGUCAUCUAUUAUCAGUAAUGAGGCUUUGAAUAGAAGUAAACAGCAUAUUGAGCUUAUUGCAAACACUCUGCAACUGGAGGGAUUUUCAAGAAUUGAUGCAUUUGUCAACGUGGACACUGGAGAUGUGUUGGUUAUAGAGGUCAAUACUGUGCCUGGAAUGACACCUUCCACCGUUCUGAUUCAUCAGGCACUAGCAGAGCAACCACCCAUAUAUCCUCACCAAUUUUUUCGCACACUGCUUGAUUUGGGAACAGAAAGGUCUAUCUAAAGUCCUUAUUAAGGCUGUUGGGUGCUUUAAUGGGUUGGCAAGAUCUAACAUUCAGAACCCAUUUGAUUAGAUGAAGCUGAUAUCAUUGCAAGGGAAGACCAAUUUCUCCGAGAAAUGGGUCGGUGAAUAUCAGAAACCUUCAGUAAUAUCCAGCAUUAAUGGGAAUGGUGUGAUCCACGUGUACAAAAUGGAUGAAGAUUGCUGAAAUUAUGGUAAACUAAUUUUGUCAAUGGUUUUUGGCUUCGGAAUAAUCACGAUUGAGCAAAUCAUUGGCAUUGAAGGCAGUUGGCAAUUAAUUUAGAUUAAAGAAGAAAGGAAAAGGAAAAAAAAAUGAGAAAUUGAGAAUUUUUGUCAUUUCAAAGUAAUAAAACUGCAUAGUCUGUCAAAAAAAAAAGUAAUAAAACUGCAUAAAGUAAAUUUGACAGUGUGAUUAGAAAUUUUCUUUACUUUUCUCUUCUCUUUUUUUAUUUUUUUAUUUUAUUUUUUAUGAAGUUCUUUUUUCUUCCCUUAUUCAAUGUAUGUUGACUCUUCUAUCCUUGGAGAAGUACAAAAUUUAAAUUUCAAA